AUGGAACGUAUUCUCGACCGCAGCCUUGACGAGAUCCUUGCCGACCGCAAGCAGAACAACAGAGGAGGCAAUCGGGGAAACCGCGGCGGCAACAGCAGCAAUUCCCGGGACGGUCGUCCCCGUAGGCGCGACAACAACAACAACAACAACAACAACAACGACAAUCGGUCGGAUUAUCCCAGGGAUGGCGUAAGAAAGUCCUUCAGAGACGAAGCGCCUCGCAACCUCGACACCGAAUGGGUUCAUGACAGAUAUGAGGAUCAUGGGAGCCGCCGAUCUGCUCCGAGAAGACGAAACUCGAACGAGUACUCUGGCGACUCGAGAGGCAGCAAGGUCCGUGUGGAUAAUAUCCACUAUGAGUUGACGCAAGAGGAGUUGGAGGGACUCUUUUCCAGCAUUGGCCCUCUCGUCAAGUUGGAGAUGAAGUAUGACCGCGCCGGCCGCUCAGAGGGUACAGCGUUUGUCACGUACCAGUCAUCCCACGACGCUGCACAGGCAAUCAAGGAGUUUGACGGUGCCAACGCUGCCGGCCAGCCAAUCCGCCUUACCAUGAUGCCUACGGGCCCAAGGCGCAACCCAUUUGAUACUGCGAUCAACCCUCGCCCGCUUGCCGAGCGUAUCACGGUCCCGAGCGGCAGAUCCCGCUCGCUUUCGCCCCAUCGCCAGUCUGAUGAGGAGGCCGCUCGCAAGGGCAUCGACAGAUACCGACCUGGCGCCAGUCGUUCGCGCAGCCCUAUGCCCCCGAGACGUCGUGAAGGAGGUGGAGGUGGCCGGAGACAGGGCGGGGGUGGCCGUCGGGAGCGUGGAGGUGGUAGACGUGACGACGGCGGGCGUGGCGGUGGUGAGAAGUCUGAGAGACGUCCAAAGAAGACCCAAGAGGAAUUGGACGCCGAGAUGGAGGAUUACUUUGGCGGUGGUGGUGCUCAGCAGAACGAUGCGGCUCCUGCUGCGAAUGGUGCGGCGGCUCAGCAGCAGACUGACGGGGACAUUGACAUGAUUGAGUAG
Messenger RNA from Podospora anserina S mat+, 1005 nucleotides. RefSeq lists its product as uncharacterized. Lineage: Eukaryota; Fungi; Ascomycota; Sordariomycetes; Sordariales; Podosporaceae. Bases 1 to 1005 code for a protein of 334 amino acids. Gene Ontology annotation, molecular function: mRNA binding. The transcript is spliced from 7 exons. The record is from RefSeq and is a predicted model, not a curated record. Gene Ontology annotation, cellular component: nucleus. Gene Ontology annotation, biological process: mRNA export from nucleus.